This is a messenger RNA of Prosopis cineraria, 1312 nucleotides long. Its product is annotated as NAP1-related protein 2-like. Lineage: Eukaryota; Viridiplantae; Streptophyta; Magnoliopsida; Fabales; Fabaceae. The transcript has 10 exons. Gene Ontology annotation, biological process: nucleosome assembly. The record is from RefSeq and is a predicted model, not a curated record. Bases 139 to 927 code for a protein of 262 amino acids. Gene Ontology annotation, molecular function: chromatin binding; histone binding. Gene Ontology annotation, cellular component: nucleus; chromatin.
GCCUUCGUUCCCGGACUCUCAUUUCCCUGCUCUUCCCUUGUAUUUUGAAGGAUACAGUGCUAGGGUUUUAGACAAUUAGAGGAGUCAGUGACUGCCUCUUUUUACUCUAAAGGAGAGCAAAAUAGGAGGAGGGCGAAGAUGGUGGCCGACAAGACCAAGAGGUUGAAAGUUGCCGAGAAGGGCGAGAACCUAGAGGAAAUUGACGGAGAGCUUGUCCUAUCUAUCGAGAAGCUGCAGGAGACCCAGGACGAGCUUGAAAAGAUUAAUGAGGAGGCAAGUGAUAAAGUUCUCGAAAUAGAGCAGAAGUACAAUGAGAUAAGGAAGCCUGUCUAUGAGAAGCGGAAUGAGAUUAUCAAAACUAUUCCUGACUUCUGGACAACAGCUUUUCUGAGUCAUCCUGCUCUUGGUGAGGUUCUGAAUGAAGAAGAUCAAAAGAUUUUUAAGUAUUUGAGUUCUUUGGAGGUUGAAGAUUUUAAAGAUGUCAAAUCGGGCUAUUCAAUUACCUUUAAUUUCAAUCCCAAUCCAUAUUUUGAGGAUACAAAACUUACAAAGACUUAUACCUUCCUUGAAGAAGGAACAACAAAGAUCACUGCUACGCCUAUAAAAUGGAAAGAGGGCAAGGGCAUACCCAAUGGAGUCCAUGAGAAGAAAGGGAACAAGCGGGCUCCAACUGAUGAUAGUUUCUUUAGCUGGUUCAGUGAUGUUGAGCAAAAAGAUGAUAUGGAUGACAUGCAUGAUGAGAUAGCAGAAUUAAUCAAGGAUGAUCUGUGGCCCAAUCCUCUAACUUAUUUUAAUAAUGAGGAGCCUGAUGAAGAGGAUAUUGAUGAGGAAGAUGGCGAUGAUGAGGGAAAGGACGAAGAUGACUCUGAGGACGAUGAUGAAGACCAGGAGGAAGAUGAUGAGGGUGACGAAGAUGAUGGCAAGUGAGAGAAUAUCUCAUGGUGGGGCUGCUUUUCCCUUCUUUUUUUGUGGUUAUAGGAGUAUGUAAAGUGGGCUUUAGGGGAUGGUGACCAGGCCACCCAUUCUACUUUCUGGGUGUUAACUAAUGCCAGCAGGUGUACGAAGGCUGGUCGGUGGUUGUGAUCCUAUUCUAUUUAUUUUAUUAUCUUGAGGUUGUUUCUGCCAUGCUGGUUUCAUCCCCUGAUGCACUUCUCCAGCUUUUAACGUUACAUUAGCUUUUUUCCCCUUGUCUAUUUGGAGCUAACUAUAAUAUUAAUUAGGGUAUAAUAGCUGUUUGGCUUCUCUUUGUAUGCAAGAUUCUAGUAUCGAAAGCUAUUUUAAUGUGAUCACUUUUUUUUUCUCCCCCCUCAAA